Closterium sp. Naga37s-1 is the source of this 552-nucleotide messenger RNA. The record is from the annotation of a GenBank genome assembly. Lineage: Eukaryota; Viridiplantae; Streptophyta; Zygnematophyceae; Desmidiales; Closteriaceae.
AUGUUUAAAAAGUACGCCCCCGUCUUAUUCUCCAACGAUGAGGUAGCAGGGCAGAAUCAGCUCAAAGCAUCUGUUCAGCGCAAAAUUCGGCAAUCCAUAGCCGAGGAGUACCCAUCUCUGGACUCAGUCUUGGAGGACCUCCUACCAAAAAAGUCUCCCAUUGUGAUUGCCAAAUGCCCCAAUCACGUGAGUAUCGUGGUCAUGAAUAAUGUUCCCCUCUUCUUCAAUGUGAGGGACGGUCCCUUCAUGCCCACGCUUCGCCUGCUGCAUCAAUACCCGGAUAUGAUGCGAAAGAUGCAGGUGGAUAGGGGCGCGAUCAAGUUUGUGAUGUCAGGAGCUAACAUCAUGUGCCCGGGACUCACCUCCCCUGGUGGGAAGAUGGACGACGGCAUUCCUACUGACUCCCCCGUGGCCAUAUUCGCUGAGGGCAAGGAGAACGCUCUCGCGAUUGGAUACACCAAGAUGUCGUCAGAUGACAUUCGCAAGAUCAACAAGGGCAUAGGCGUCGACUUGAUGCACUACCUCAACGACGGGCUCUGGAAGGUAUGGUAA